AUGAAGACAAUAACCUCCCGCUCCAGGUUUUUCUUAUUUUUCCUGUGUUUAAUGACUGUUACAUCCCUUCUGAUGUACACUAUUCCAUUGAAGACAACUCAUUUGCUACCACCGUUGAGAGCAUUUGGUUCAUUUAUACAACACGCUGUACAGAGUUCACCAGUCGAGGAGCUAUUAAACAGCAUACCGGCUCAAGUCAAAGUAAAUGGCGUUGAUUGUGUUGCCAUCUUCAAUGGCUCCAAAAAUGAAACAGCUGCAGCAAAGAGUAUAGCGCGAAACGCCAGUGAGCCUCUUUCAGACGAAUUUUACAUUAACGUAACAACUGACUGUGUGAAUUUUCAGAAACUACGUGGUUACAUAAUGUCCUCGCUAACACAAGAGGAAGAGCAGUUUCCCAUAGCAUAUUCUAUUAUGGCUUACAAAGACUCCGAGAUGGUUGAAAGGCUACUACGGGUUAUCUAUCGGCCUCAAAAUUUUUACUGCAUCCACAUCGAUCUAAAAGCGUCAAAUGAGUUCUUCGCAGCAAUUUCUGCCAUAGCCAAAUGUUUUCCGAACGUAUUCAUUGCCACUAGAAGAAUUCAAGUAGUAUGGGGCACUUUUACAGUGCUUGAACCAGAGCUUGUUUGCAUGGAAGAACUGUCGAGGUACCGACAAUGGAAGUAUUUCAUCAAUUUGACAGGACAGGAGUUUCCACUGAAAACCAAUUACGAAAUUGUGAAAAUUUUAACUGCAUAUGACGGAGCAGUCGAUGUGUCAACGACUAAAAAAUUUGCAGAUAAAAAGAGAUGGAAAAACAUACCUCCUCCUCAUGGAUUAACUCUUGUGAAAGGAUCAGUCCACAUUGUAGUUAACAG
Candidula unifasciata is the source of this 854-nucleotide messenger RNA. The record is from the annotation of a GenBank genome assembly. NCBI's taxonomy places the organism in Eukaryota, Metazoa, Mollusca, Gastropoda, Stylommatophora, Geomitridae.